AUGGAAACAAAAAACCAUACAGGCCUAUUCCAAUUCUUCCUCCUGGGCCUCUCAGAGGAUCCUGAAUUGCAACCCAUCCUCUUUGGACUGUUCCUGUCCAUGUACCUGGUCACAGUGCUCGGGAACCUGCUCAUCAUCCUGACCAUCUCCUCUGACUCUCACCUCCACACCCCCAUGUACUUCUUCCUCUCCAACCUGUCCUUCAUUGAUAUCUGCUUCAUCUCCACCACAGUCCCCAAAGUGAACUUCCAGGCACAGGACAAAAAUGACAUUUCCUACAUAGAGUGCCUUACUCAGGCAUAUUUUUUUAAUACCUUUAUUGGAAUGGAUAAUUUCCUACUGACUGUAAUGGCCUAUGACCGCUUUGUGGCCAUCUGCCACCCCUUGAACUAUGCAGUCAUCAUGAACCCCUGGUUCUGUGUCCUCCUGGUUCUGAUGUCUUGGAUCAUCAUGUUCUGGUUCUCUCUGAUUCAUAUUCUGCUGUUGAAUCGACUGACCUUCUCCAUGGGCACUGAAAUCCCACAUUUCUUCUGUGAAGUGACUCAGCUUCUCAGGGUGGCCAGCUCUGACACCCUCGUCAAUAACGUCUUUCUUUACAUGGCCACCGCUCUGCUGGGUGUGUUCCCUGUCACUGGGAUCCUCUUCUCUUAUUUUCGGAUUAUCUCCUCCUUAAUGAAGAUGUCCUCCUCUGUGGGCAAGUACAAAGCAUUCUCCACCUGUGGGUCCCACCUCUGUGUGGUCACCCUGUUCUACGGAACAGCACUUGGGGUUUACCUCAGUUCUGCCGUGACCCAAUCUUCUCAGGGAACCAUGAUCACCUCAGUGAUGUAUUCUGUGGUCACCCCCAUGCUGAACCCCUUCAUCUAUAGUCUGAGGAACAAAGAUAUGAAGGGGGCCCUUCGGAAACUCGUAGAAAGAGCAGUGUCUUGUUCCUGA
Messenger RNA from Ictidomys tridecemlineatus (thirteen-lined ground squirrel), 936 nucleotides. Its product is annotated as olfactory receptor 7D4. The record is from RefSeq and is a predicted model, not a curated record. Lineage: Eukaryota; Metazoa; Chordata; Mammalia; Rodentia; Sciuridae. Gene Ontology annotation, cellular component: membrane. Gene Ontology annotation, biological process: G protein-coupled receptor signaling pathway. Gene Ontology annotation, molecular function: G protein-coupled receptor activity; olfactory receptor activity.